This is a messenger RNA of Drosophila sechellia, 228 nucleotides long. RefSeq lists its product as uncharacterized. Lineage: Eukaryota; Metazoa; Arthropoda; Insecta; Diptera; Drosophilidae. The transcript has 2 exons. The record is from RefSeq and is a predicted model, not a curated record. The coding region runs from base 1 to 228 and encodes 75 amino acids.
AUGCCACACUGCGGACCGCGUCCCAAAAAACCCGUGAAUUCCUUCAUAAUGUGGAUAAAUUCCGCCGGGCGCACGUACAUAAGAGCCAUGCAUCCUGGGCAUGAGAUGUGGGCAGCCAUGGUCGAUGAGGAGAAGGUCGUGUGGCACGAGGCGGCACGCACGGCAAUGGCCAAUUACAAGAAGAAAUCUUGUGCUGGGCAGAUUGUAGGCUCCAGGGCCAGGUCCUAA